CGCAAUCAAACGUGGUGUAUCUUUGUCAACCCCGCAAGAAAGCACAGGCUCGGGGUCUGGCUAGGCAGCCCGCUGUUCCGCAUUCAUUUCUUAUAUGGAUGAAGAGCUCCAUUAGAUUUGAUUGAUAAGUAAAUUGUUGAGGAUUUCUAAAUUCUAGCUUUCUGUGCGACAGAUAGUAACUCUGGAGUGCCUUCAAACUUGGACUACAUCUUACACUUUUCAUAUUUUGAGAUUAGUGUACUACCUGAUGUUCGCUGCCGCCGUCCACAUGGCUGACUGUUUCGUGUGGGAGGUUUGGAAAACAUGGGUAUGCCCUGGGAUUACCGCUUGGAAGGUCGCGGAUGUUAAAGUGGUGAAAUUAAGCAUACAACGGGGAAGGAAAACUGUGAGUCUGUGCCGCGUUCCGCGCUCGCUCCGGCAACCGAACCUACUGCAUGCAAGCAUGAUGCACACAGUGGGCCGCUUAUAAGGAGGAAAGGAUAAAAAGAAUAUAAAAACAUAAGCUAAGUUUCAUCUUCAGAGUCCUCAAAACAUGUUACUCACACCGCAUCAGCAGAUUAAAUGGCCGAUUAUUACGAACAGACAACUGUUUAGGUUAAACGCACGAGCAGUGGGUACAUCGUCAAGAAGUAAUGUAUGCAGGGCGGUCGAACUUACAGGGGAGGCGUACGAGGACAUUGUUGACCAGCUAGCCCGCAGAGUGCUCUCACGACACUCCGAAAAUUGGAAUUCAGACUUUAAUUCAAACUCAAGUUCAAAUUCAAAUUUAAGUUCCGGGAGGGUAGUUGUGGGCAUCGCCGGUGCUCCCGGCAGCGGCAAGACCACCUUGGCGGCCGCAGUGGCGAACAGAAUCAACCGGCUGAGGCGAGGACAGCCUGCUGGAUGGGGCGAGGAGAAGCCGGGGGCGGUGGCGGGUGGAAGUAGCGGCAGUAGCAGCCAUGCUGCACCGUUUGCUGUGGUGAUGCCGAUGGACGGUUUCCACUUCUACCGGUGGGAACUGGAUGCCAUGCCGGAUCCCGUGGAGGCUCACGCCCGCAGAGGAGCCCCCUGGACCUUCGACGCGGCUAAAUUCGUGGAUGCCGUACGACGUGUACGACUAGCUGCUGGAUGUACUACUAGCAGCAGUACUGGGUCUUUGGGUUCGGACUCUGAAGGCAUGAUGAAGGUGUCUGUUCGUCUUCCCUCCUUCGAUCACGGUGUGGGGGACCCCCGGGAGGGCGACAUCGUGGUGGAGGCGGACACGGCGGUGGUGCUUGUGGAAGGUCGGAGGGGGCCAGCGGGGGUUGGGAGGGCGGGCAACUACCUGUUGCUCGAUCAGGAGCCUUGGCGACAGCUGCGGGAGCUCUUCGACGAGACCUGGUUCGUCAGCUGCCCGCUGGAUCUUGUACGACAGCGCUUGUACGAUAGGCAGACGGGCAUUGGCCUGGCGCCCGAGGUUUCCCUGGAGCGUAUCCGUACCAACGACCUGCCCAACGCGGAGCUGGUGGUGAAACUCGUCUUUCAAGGGCAUCACGGUCUGGCACCAGUCGAUGCGUCCCCAACAAGCAUAUAUGAUAUGAAAUUCACAGAUGGCAACGGCAAAGUCACUGUGCUGGGGCACCUGUUGGGCCUCACGAAGAAAACGGACCGAGAAAAAUUUAACAGGCUUCUCCACGACGGCGGCAGAUUGUGA
This is a messenger RNA of Volvox carteri f. nagariensis, 1672 nucleotides long. RefSeq lists its product as uncharacterized. The transcript has 7 exons. The record is from RefSeq and is a predicted model, not a curated record. Bases 533 to 1672 code for a protein of 379 amino acids. Gene Ontology annotation, cellular component: cytoplasm. Lineage: Eukaryota; Viridiplantae; Chlorophyta; Chlorophyceae; Chlamydomonadales; Volvocaceae.